Chara braunii is the source of this 2312-nucleotide messenger RNA. NCBI's taxonomy places the organism in Eukaryota, Viridiplantae, Streptophyta, Charophyceae, Charales, Characeae. The record is from the annotation of a GenBank genome assembly.
UGCGUCCCCUGACAGUCCUCCUCUCGUUUCUUAAUGCCGCAGUCCUCCUUUUUCUUCUUCUUUCUCGUUUCUUGACCUACACUCCUUCCUUCUUCUUUCUCCUUCUCCUUCUUUCUCCAUCUUCUUUCUUCUUCCUCCUCCUUGUUCUUCUUCGUCUAUCUCCUUAGAUCAUCAUGGUGAGGCCGUGCGAGAGCAGCAGCAACGCAGGCAAGGAGAAAGUGAAGGCAGGUGCACCUAAAGAUAAGCCACCGUUCGAGGCCCAACCAAAUGAGAAGCAUCAGGCGUUGCUGAAGGAGAACAUCAUGUAUAAGUGGAUAGUGCAAGGGCAGGCAGCGGAGCCGAAGGGGUACGACCUGUAUUGGGUCCGCUGGAAGCUUUACAACCAGCAGUUCACGACGUCCUCUACCGGGGCGAUGGAGCACUUCCUGCGGAAGGGGAAGCCGUGUCCAUACAGGAAUGGGGAGAUCCUGCAUCUAAUGGCGCUAAGGGGAGGGAAGAUUGAGGGGGAGGCUGCAAAGAAGAUGCUCCAUGAGUAUCGUGCGCAAAAAGGGAUUGCAGAGGACACUGGGAUGGAGCCGACUGCUGCAUGGCCAAGAGGCAAAUCAGAUGAGAUGGAGGAGCAUCUCAAGCCGCUGCCUCUGGUUGAAGGGCAAACAGCGGCAGGAAUGACUGUUGACGACACACAAGACAAAACGGUCCCUCCAACAGUGGGCCCAUCCUUCCAAGCCUCCACAUCUGGGUCAAUGUCGACAAGAACCACACAGAUCUCGAUCCGGAAGUGGGCCGAGAACACAACUCAAAAGAGGUCGGACACCCACUGGGGGAGGGCAUUGUUCAGGUCUGGGGUCCCUUUCAAUUUCGUCAGACAAGAUGAGACACGCGCCCUCCAUAAGUUGUACAUGGAAUUGGGGGCCACCAAGGCGAAGGUGGACAUGCCGAAGUUUGAGACAGUCCGCACUGCCAUUUUGGAUCUUGUGUAUGACCAGGUCAAGCAGGAAGUGCGACCCGUGAUGGACAAGUGGGACAUUUCAGGUUGCACACUCAUCGCUGCCGACACAACUGAUCGAAGACGGAGACCUGUCAUCAAUUUCAUAGGCGCUGGGGAAGGAGGGGCAGUGCUGAUCAAGGUGAUAGACAUGAGCCAUAGGAAGACAAACGCGGCUGCCAUUGCCCAGUUGUGGGAGGAGGUAAUCCGGGAGAUCGGGGUCCAUAGGUUGAAUGCCAUUUGCACGGACAAUGCACAAGUGAACAAGAGGGCAGCGAGGAUCCUAUCUCUCCACAAGGAUCCUGACAUUGCGAGGAUCCCUUGGGUCCCCUGUGCUGCACACACCUUGAGUUUGCUGCUGAAGGGUAUCGCGAAGCUCCCGUGGGUUGCGAAGAUUGUGAAGAGGGCGAAGUUGAUGGUCAAACUCCUCAUCAAGCGAAGAGGAGCUCAUUUGGAGUGGGAAGAGGAAGGAACAACCGUGGCAAUGGACAGAGAAGACGAUGAGGUGGAUGAGGUGGAUGAGGAGGUGUAUGGGGAUGUUGAUGAUGAUGAUGACCCGGACUAUGCGUUCUGCAGUCGCGGGAGCGGGCUUAGUAUGGCUCCACCAGUAGAUCGGAUCGUGGGCCGAGAGGAGAAGCAGCAGCAGAAAGAGCAGCAACAACAAGGGCAGCAGCAGCAUGAGCAACACGAAGACCAGCAGCGGCACGAGGAGCAGCACGAAGAGCACCAGCAGCAGCAGCAAAAACAACAAGAGGAGGAGCAGCAGCAGCAAGAGAACCAGCAACUCGAAGCGCAGCAGCGGCAGCAGCAGCAGCAGCAAGAGGACAAGCAGUACCAAGUGGAGCAGCAGCGCCAGGAGCCACAACAGCAAGACGAAAGGGAGCAGCAGCAGCAGCGGCAAGACGACCGGGAGCAGCAGCAAGACGACCGGGGGCAGCAGCAGCAAGACAAGCAGCAACAGGAGCAGCAGCAAGAGGAUCAGCAGAAGCAGCAGGAACAGCAACAACAGCUUAAGCUGCAGCAGCUGCAGCAGCCCUUGCAGCAGCAACCACAAGACAUCAACCACAAGACAUCCUGCAUCAACCGCUCAUCCUCCACCCCGCGAGUUGUCCUCCUCCAUUUCCCCACUUGGACGAGAGGUUCGUCCAUGACAACCUGGAGAUCAGCAGGGCAGGGAGGACGCGGAAGACCGACAUCGAACCUGCUGUUGAUCCACCGGUGAAGCGUGGGAGGGGACGACCAAGGGAAACUGACACAAACACUGCAAAAUAUGUCCCCGCUGCACCACUUCCACCAUCAACACGUCCAAGGUGCAUGGGCGAACACG